AACCUUUAAUUUUUUUUCUCCUCCCUUCGACAUUGUUUUCUUCGCCGUCGGGAUAUUUCUCCUCCCUUCGACAUUGUUUUCUUCGCCGUGGGUCUGGGUUUGCGAUUCAAGUGGUUCUGGUUUUGCGAUUCAAGUGGUUCUGGGUUUGCGAUUCAAGUAGUUCUGGUUCGAGUAUCUUUGUCUUCUCCGACAGCAUCAUCGCCGGCCACUACUGUUCUUCUUCCAGCCGCAACUUCUGUCUUCCAUUACUGUCAAUUUAGACAAUUGGAAUGGCAUCAUCCACUGAAAUCCCCAAAUAUCCUCCUCCACUAUAUGUAGAUGGGAAAUCGCCUUUCCAGAGUAGGAGCAUGAACCACAAUUGUUUUUUAUCAAAAAUAGGACCCUUGAAAGAAGGAUUAGGGUCGGAUGUGUGGGAUUCUUUGGAGAAAUCAUCCCUUGGAGUGUUUUUAAAGCUUACUGAAUUGGAAUACACAUGGUGCGCAAAGAAUGUUCAUUACUUGCUUACGCAUUAGCUGAGAGUCAACAAAUUCCAUGAGGUUUGGUCGUUGAUUGAUGAUAGGCCCAUCCGAUUUUCUUUGAAUGAAUUUGCGCAUAUAACAGGCUUGAAUUGUGAUCCAUUUGACGUGUCAGCCCACUUCGAAGCUGAUCAUCAUGAGUUCUGGGCAAAAAUGAAAUUAGAAAAAAACACAGAAGGUCCAAAGUUUAAUGAGUUGCUAAAGGUGGUUGAUUUUUGCAAGACAUGGUCUGCUGAGGAGAGAACCAUGGUUGGUAGGUUAUGUUUACUAUCUGUUUGUGUACAUGGUCUUCAUAGUGGAUCUAGCAUCCCCUUGGAAUCCGCUAAAAGAGUGUUGGAUCCUGAGGGUUUUGAGAAAUAUCCAUGGGGUCGAGUGGCGUUUACUAGUUUAGUAAAUUCUCUCAAGACUGUUGACUUUGCCAAAUCAUCAUACACGAUACAAGGAUGUGUUCAUGCUUUGUUGAUCUGGUUGUACGAGAGUGUUCCAGGCGUUCGUGAAGCUUGUGGUUUGAGAAGGUUAGAAACGGCUGGUGUUCAACUACUUAACUGGCAAUCUUCUCGGAAACGUAUCAACUUUAAAGAAUUCAUUGAAAAGGAGAAGAAAGAGCAUGGACAGGUCCGUGUGAGGCAUAUGCUUCCAGUUUCAGAGGAUAAUUUGUAUCCUACAUGGUGCGAUGCGGAUGAAAACAAGGAUCCAGACCUUGAAAACUUGAUUGAAGAUAUUUUCCAUGAUCGUUUAAGAGGCAAUGCUUGGGAAGGAUUGAAAACAGUCAAUGUGAGGAAGAAGAAACGAAAAGUAGAAGAUGGUAAAGAUGGUGAGAUCAGAAGUAGUCAAAAGGAGAAGAAGUUGAAAGAGGAUCACUCUUAUGAUGAUGAAGGAGCAGAAGUUCCAGACAUGAAGGAGAAGUUAUGCGAAGAACAUAUCCAGGAUGUUGUGGAUGAUCAGAAAACCUUGUUGGAUAUUUGGAAGCUGUUGGAAAAACUGAAUGAGAAUAUUUCAGACUUGGACAAGAAUCUGAGCAGUAGGAUGACAUGUUUGGAGACUAAAUUCGAAUCCUUUGUGAAAGAAAGUAAAGAGGCAAAAGCUUGUGCUCAACCAAAAGAGGCCACUUCUGACAAUAAUGAAGAUGAUGAGGUGCAUAGUGAAGCACCUUCUUGGAUUGUAGAGAUGAAGGAAAAUUCAAAGGAAGAAUUUCCCGUCCCACGAGUUGUCAAAAAAGUUUACACAGUGAAAAACAAGAAGAAAAGGAGAGAAGACGAGAAAUCCGAGGAUCUUUCUUUGUGUGAGAAGAAUGAUGCAAGUAAGGUUGAAGAGAAGAUGAGUUUGGCUAAGGUAGAAGUGAAAGCUGCAAUCAAGGUUGAAAAGAAGAAGAGUGUGGAUGUUUUUGAUGGUAACAAGGAAGAGAAGCAGAAGAAGCUUGUUGUCAAUCCACAAAAGGUUGUUAUUCCCAAACUUGAUAAAAAAAAAACAAAAUAAUCAAACUUCUGAACCAAGGUUAGUAUCUUUAACCUUGUUUCCAAGUGCUCUUUUGUUUCAUAACACUGUCCAACAACCAAAUCAAGAGACAACAAUUCCAACUUUGCAAACUGUUCAUCUUUCUUUUGUUCUUCAAUAUAAAUACCAGUUCUCCU
Molecule: messenger RNA, 2146 nt
Organism: Camelina sativa (false flax)
Lineage: Eukaryota; Viridiplantae; Streptophyta; Magnoliopsida; Brassicales; Brassicaceae
Source: RefSeq, a predicted model, not a curated record